GGGGGGCCCCGGCGCCAUUUCCCCUGGCCCCCAGACACCCCUUGGGGCUGGCAGAGCCCCCUUUCCCCCGGCCCCUUCCAAGCGGCCCCGGCAGCCGCUCCGGGGUUGGCUUGGGGGAGCGCAGCGCCUCGGCCGCUCGCCCCUUCCUGCGGCCCGGAGGUCCGGCGGUGGGUCAGGCGAGGGCCGGGCGGCCCGGCGAGGGCCCGCCGGAGGGUCUCGCCCGCUGCGGAGCUGGGAGCCGGGUCCUGGGGAGCUGGGAGGGGAGGACACGGGGCCUACCGUGCGGCUCCCACACACCCACCCUGCUGUUUUUACCGGCGAACAGGUGCUGGCGGCCUGCGUGAGGGUGUGGGCCCUGUUGUAGGUCGAGGUUACCCUCCGAAAUGGCUUGUGAAGGGCUAAUCGAACGCUGGCUGCAAACGGCGUUGCUAACAGCGGUGUCACGGGUGGCAGUGUGCCCGUCGGUGUCAUGGCAGUGUUAUGUCUGUCAGUAGCCUGUCAGGCUCUGGAGUAGCCUAGCAUAACCCAUUAGUCAUUUUUAAAACGUCUGCUAGAUGCUUGCUAACAAACCAUUUCUGAACGGAAAGUCUUGUCAGGGCUGAUGGUGUGUGUCAGGAAGGGCUUUGGUGACAAGGGCCAGGGAUCUUCUUAAACCCCCUUCAGCAAGGGUUUGGAAAAGGAAGAGCAAGGGUUUUGAACAGCUCGUCUGCUCAGAGGAGAGUUCCCCAAAGCCAUUAGCCCCAGGGACCUAUGCUGCAAUUCCUGUUUGCUGCUUAUGACAUUUGAAUUUUCUUUGGUUUGAAACCACUGCUUUAGAACUGCAGAGGCUGCUCGGAUGUCCCAUGGACCAUCGAGUCAGUUCAGCCAUGCUUGAUCUGGGGUGUUUCUGUGCAGGGGAAGUGAAAUUGGUGAGCCUUCAGUUCUGCAUUUUCCACAGUAACUUGAAGAGGAAGUUUCCGAUUUUGGCUUUGUAGUAAGCACUGGUUGAAAAAGCUGCAAAAAGAGCAGAAACAAAACUGAACAGGCCCCCCUGUGAUUAAUACAGUGAGUGUGUUUUGGCCUGGAAGGAGUAGGAGUGCUGGUCUGAGCAGUGUUGAAUGCGCCUGUUUUGGUUGAUGGCCUGUUGGUCUGGUGGUGUCAUCACUAAGCAGCACUCUGCGUCCACACCCUUCCAGGAAUGUUGGUAGCACCUGUACGCAAGCCAAAUCCCAUCUCUUUUUGUACCAGGCUCUUGCCAGCUGUCUCACCCUUCUGGUUAGCAGAUUCAGGCAUGUGUUCAGUCCUCGGAUCAGAUUCUAGAGUGUGUGGGUAGGCAGGCCAAGCAGAUCAAAGCUGUCUAUGUCCCCUGGAUUGAGGAGAGACGGGCUACGCAGCCUGUGUGCUCAUGCUAGAGCUCCUUCAAUUUAUUCUUUUCGUAUUUUGGGCUUAGCAUCCAUAAAUCAUUACUGCAUUUUCAGCUUCCUAGAGCUCUGCUGUUGUUCUUCCAGCCUGGGUCAAUGUUACAAAUUUAAAGGCAGUGCACCUAGUGCUGACAGCCUCACUUACUGAUGUUUGUUUUUUAGUGACUGUUAUGCUGGAGGAAGGUGUUCCCUGGACAGUCCUGGAGACAGAAGCACUGUAUAUCUAGAGCAGGUAUAGUACAGAUGGCAGCCAAACAAACUUCUUAUUCUGUGUCAGGCCUUUACAUUUGCUUGCAGAAUGUCCCUGGGAGCGGGAGGACUGGUUGGCAGUUGGCCUUUCUCUUGUGACUGCUGACUAAGGAACCUGUGGUGUCAGGGUUGUUGCAAUGUGAACUUGCACCUGUGCCCUAGCAUACUGUCUUGCAAAAAGCCUUGCCAGAAAUGAAUGGCAAAGAAGCUGGGUCUCUGUGCCUGGGAAACCCCUUCUGAGCUAUGGAGAUCGCAUGCAGAAAACAAGCACAGCUCCAGUUGUAAGUAGAACAAGUCAGGAGAAAUUACUUAGCUAUUGAUUGUACAGUGCAAUGGAAGGCCUGAUGACGGUGAUCCCUGUUGAUAAUGCUGUUUCUGUGAUAGCCUGAGGAUACAGGCCAGAAGAGAUGUUUAACUAGUGAUGUGGUGACCAGCUGCUUCCAUUUUGGACCUGCUGGAGGACUUGUGUGCCUGAAAGCUUGUCCAGUUAUCAGCUCUCAUUUCUCUAAUAAGAGACAGAAUGUCUCCUAUGUACAAAACUUGUUCAGAAAUGGAUUGCCUUGGUACUGCACCCUUCCAUCCUGCUGCAAUGAGUGGGAAGUCCUUGCUCUUAAAGGUCAUUCUUCUUGGGGAUGGUGGAGUUGGGAAGAGUUCCCUCAUGAACCGGUAUGUCACCAACAAGUUUGACUCACAGGCUUUCCACACAAUUGGUGUGGAGUUCUUAAACCGGGACUUGGAGGUCGAUGGACGUUUUGUGACCCUCCAGAUUUGGGACACUGCGGGACAGGAGAGAUUCAAGAGCCUGCGAACCCCCUUUUACAGGGGAGCAGACUGCUGCCUGCUGACCUUCAGUGUGGAUGACCGGCAGAGCUUUGAGAACCUCAGUAACUGGCAGAAGGAGUUUGUCUAUUAUGCUGAUGUGAAGGACCCUGAACACUUCCCAUUUGUAGUCCUGGGCAACAAGAUAGACAAAUUUGAGAGACAGGUGAGCACAGAAGAGGCCCAGGCCUGGUGCAUGGAAAACGGUAACUAUCCAUACCUGGAGACUAGUGCCAAGGAUGACACCAAUGUGGCAGUGGCCUUUGAGGAGGCUGUGCGACAGGUGCUGGCAGUGGAGGAACAGCUAGAGCAUUGCAUGUUGGGCCACACCGUUGACCUGCACUCCAGCUCCAAAUCAGGGUCUUCCUGUUGUUAAGAGUGGCUACUGCUUUGGGAAUGUUGCUGGAGCCGGCGGCUGGAUUGGAAUAAGCAUGGGCAGCUCUGGGGCACUCUGAGGAGAGUGGCCACAAGGACAAUAGGUGGUUUGCUCACUGAGAAGUUGCAGCCCCGCCAUCUGAAUUCUGGCUGGAGUUUUCAGGCACAGAGCAUGUAUCUGCAGGAGGGAGAUAUUAAAAGAGCAUGUAAGCGUAGUCCUGCUUCCAUCUCUGCCUGCUUUUUAGCAGGUUUAAAGGACUGAGUUGAAGUCCUUUAAAUUCACUGAAGACAGUAGUGAUCUGAUCUGUACCAAGAACUGCCUGCAGAACAAAGCUGAGAGUGCCCUAAACACUCUUUGAAGUAUUUUAGUCCUGAACUCAAAAAAAAAAAAAAAAUACUAGACUCGCUAAACUCAUGACCUUACUGCCAAAGGAAAGUCUGCUCAGCAUACUGAAUGAAACCUGUUGCAGAGACUCUAGCCCAUUUGACUGUGAGAAUGGCAAAUACUAGAGUGGCUGAGAUGUGUGUAUCUGAGAUGUUUUUGUUUGGGAUAAGUGGAUUGUGUCCUGAGAGUGAAUUGUGCUGAAAAUUGUUAGAGCUCUGAUCUGAAGCAACAUACAAAGGAGAGAGAGAUGGACCUGUGUUUGUGGCAGCAUCACUUCUUUGUAGCUGCCUAUGACUGGUCUGUUUUUCCUCACCUUGAACUUUGUCUUGUGUGAGUGUUACUUUGUGGAGAGACUGCUUCUUGUUUAAUAUAUGUUUCCUUGUCUUUUGUGGAGGUUAAACACCGAUCUAGCUUCUCAUACAUUGAAUCCCUGGAUGAAAAAUACUGAUGUGGACACUUGCCAGGUCAUGUCAAAGAGUUUAGAGUCACUCAGGAGUUCAGGAGAUCUGGAGCAUGAAACUUCAGCUGGUUUCUGUCACAAGUAAUCACCGUGUCCAGAUGAUAUGCUCUAGCAGACCAGAUGUUAGCUGAGUGGAAUGUCUUCUAGGUGUGCAGGUGGCUGGGGGAGUCAUGCAUGGUCAGCUGUUAAAUCCACUUACUUGGUGUGCGGGACCAGUGACCACUGUGCUUUAUUAGCUGGCGGAUCAGCGUCUUCAGUUGCUUUGGCACGAACAUUCCUGUCUGGGUGCUGCAACAUAGAACCAUUCAUUUUAUUACCUGUUGUGUGAGGUGCAGUGCUGCUGAGCACAGUUAACUCACACUGUUGUCCUGGCUCUUCCUCCCUAGCUGGGAAUCCAGUACAUUUUAUCUGUAAUUCAUGACAGCUUUGACUGGUAGAGGAUGUCCACUCAAUUAACUGGCCUUUGUUAAUGCCUGCUGUGGUCAGUCCACUGGGGAGAGAGCUGCACUGGUUCCACCUCUGUUCAAAGUAGCUGGAAAAUGGGGGGUGGGGUGGGGUGCGGAACCCUUUAGAGAAGGAUGCCAGGCUUUGCUGAUCCCAGCUCCUGCCCCUGAUAGGUGUUAGUCCCAACCUGUCUGUGUAGCAGAGAUGAGUGCUUGCUGACUGCUGUCUUUACCAUUAUAACCUCAUGUCCUGCAACUCCCCAUGCAAACAUUUGUCCAAAACUAUGGCUUUGCCCAUAAGCCCAUAGGACCCUGCCACAGGGAGAGCUUCCCUGAGUACAUACCCGCUAGCUGUCAAAUGCAACUCCCACUGUGAUAAGCUACUGGAUGGUAAAUUUUGUAGCUCAAAUCGAGCACCCUCGCUUAUGUCAUGUUUUAAGAGCAGGCAGUGUGCCCUCACUGGCUGCUGGCAGCUAAUCCCCAUCACUGAACACGCAGGGAGUCUCCUGGGGGAGCUCAGGGCGAUCCUGCCCUUCUCCGCAGGGCAGUCACGUGUGGAAGGGACUGAAGCUUUAAUGCAAAGUGCUUUAGAGGGAUCUGAUUUCUAAACAGGGCUGGACACUCAUAUUCACAGGCAUAGAUAGGGAGUGCCUGCAGUCUUUGGAAAACCAGGUCUUGAGGUGUAAGAGAAGGCUCUGCCUCUGUAGGUGCAACAGAUUUUUACAGCUUAUUGAAGUUGUUGUUACUGUUUAUUUACCAGUGUCUGACCUCCCCAGGCUCUAGAUUUUUCUUCAGUUUAAUGCUGCUUGAUAGUUCCUUCAGGAUCCCAGACUCUGUGCUUGUGGUUCUCAUUUACAUCUCUGAACAGACAUAGUCCCCCGCAGCUGGUUUGUGCAGGGGCCCAGGGUCAGAACAGGCUCAGACCCUUGGGCACUGCCCAGCCCUGCCGGAGGGGCUGCUGAGGGACCUCCCUGGAGGUGAAACUGCCGCUUCCCCGGUGCAGAUCUCACGGGAUAUGUGUGAGGGCUGGCAGGCACCUCCCGUGGGAGAGGACAGAGACUGAAUGAGCCGUGGUGUGGCAUAGGAGGCAUGGGUGCAGCACGCUGUUUGCAGUACCCUGGGUACAUGUUGAUGCUGGUAGCUGAAGCUCAAGAACCUCAUUGUGCACAGGCUGUGCAAAUGGUAUGUAUCAGCGAAAGGUGUUACACAGCAUCUUUUAUUCCUAACAGACGUUGGUUUGUUGACUUGAAAAAAAUAAAUUAUUAGGCUUAUGUGUUUUAAAAAUACAUUUAAAAGGUAUAGUAUAAUAUAUUUGCAUUGAUUUAUUUUAAAUGAUACGCACAAUUUCCAAAGGAGCCAGGGUUUUGAACUCUGUUGCAAAAUUCAGUGCUAACAGCCAUCCCCUCCCUGUGUCCGGUCAUGCUGCUGCAGUUGUUGCUAUUGCUACAGAACUGGAAUUGUAAAACUGAGAUUCUACCUUUAUUUAAGCAAAUAAAACAUGGAUGUAUUCAAGUGAA
Messenger RNA from Falco peregrinus (peregrine falcon), 5648 nucleotides. RefSeq names its product RAB9B, member RAS oncogene family (gene RAB9B). The coding region runs from base 2170 to 2844 and encodes 224 amino acids. Gene Ontology annotation, cellular component: late endosome; phagocytic vesicle; lysosome. Gene Ontology annotation, biological process: retrograde transport, endosome to Golgi; Rab protein signal transduction. Lineage: Eukaryota; Metazoa; Chordata; Aves; Falconiformes; Falconidae. Gene Ontology annotation, molecular function: GTPase activity; GTP binding. The record is from RefSeq and is a predicted model, not a curated record. The transcript has 4 exons.